AUGCACAACAAGUCUCCCCGGUCUUCAAUCAUGCCCUCGACACGAUCACUUGUCUACGCCGCUCUAGGCGCGACUCUAUCCUUUGCGGGAGUUCAAGCACAAGCAGGCACAGCGGCAGACGUUCCCCUUGACAUUGAUGGUGCCUUCCAGACUGCAACACUUACUGGUACAGAGUUCAACUCUGGCGGGUCAAUCACAUGUAACGGUCGGACGGUCAUUGUCCCCAAGAACCUCCAAAUCACUUUCCCUGCAGCCUUCGUUGGCUUCAAGGAUUUCGUAGCCAACAUGGGCAGCUACAAGGGUUACCAAUGCUCAAUCACCGGCAACGUAGUUGGUGGAAAGGCAAUUGCGGCUCAAAUUGCCAUCGCACAGUUCGCUACGACUACCAACAGCGGCUACAUUACCAAGGUAGACUUUGGCGGUGACAUCACCGUUAACGCUGCCGGUCAGGCACUCACAAUCCGAAUCAACGAUCCCCGAGGAGUUUAUUCUGUUGGAAACGACAAGGCCGGCUUCACCAUUGACCCAGCUUUUACUGCGGAUGAUGCCAACCCCAGUAUCACCUCCUUCUCUGGUUUCCCGAUGUGCGUCCCUCGCAGCGCAACGGACCCCCUUUGCCCUAUGACGAACCGACCCGGUCUGAAGCAGGGAUCCAUUCUCGCCGCCGACUCCAAAGUAAUGGCUCCUUUGAUUGCUGGCGAUUUCAUCACCUUCUCUGGCUAUGAGAGCGGAGGAAAGAUCAUCGUUUACAACCUGGUGGCCUCCAAUAUUCAGAUUACCACUACUGGCGUCCCUACCUACAUCCGCAUGGAAGAUGCCAACAUCGGUGUUUGGACCGCCGACACUGCUAACCAAGAAAUCGCUCAGACCAGAUUUGUUGGUUACACUUCCGACUCUGAUGCGAAAGUCAACCCUAUCUCGAUCUCUGCUAUCGAGUAUGACCCUUGUACCGGCGUACCCUCGUACCGCGAAGUCGCCAAGAUCUCUGUCCCGAGUACUGAAGCCCGCAACAAGUUCGAAUACCGCAACAAGGCUACACUGAAUGACGUCUACGCCCGAGAGUACCGCAUUGUUGCUGGUAACGGAAUCUUCAACACCAACAACAACAUCCAAGCUGGUUCCUACGUCAUGCCCGUCUCUGAGUGGAUCCAGCCCGAGGACUCAACCCCCGGCCUGCCUCCCGCCCCUCACGACUUCCGCAGUUACGGCUGGCUGGUCAAGGGCCUUGGUCGUGACGCUGACGGCAACCUCUGGGGACCUCUUGACCCUUUCCCUCAGUCUAAUGUGGCCAUCUAUGACAACUCCAAGUGCCCUCCCGCCACCCCCGCCACUCCCGUCACCUCGCCUGUUGCUUCCCCCGGUACUGGCAACGGUGGCUCUGCGGCUUCUCCCUCUCCCGCUGCCCCGACACCUAAGGUAUAUCCUGACGUCGUGACAUUCACUGGCUUCAACUGGGCCUCCUCGCAGAGCGGUACCCUCACCGCUCAGUGUACUUCCAACAACACAAAUGACGCUGCAGUCGCGAUGAAGCUCACUUACACCAACAAAGACGGUACAACCGUCGGCCUUCCCAUGAUAUCCGCUGGCAAGGGCGUGUGGAACUUCCUCAGCAAUAAGAUUAAGCAGCCGACGGAAGUCAUCUGCAAAAGUGGCCUCGGUGGAUCUGCCAAGAGGUAG
Messenger RNA from Colletotrichum truncatum, 1677 nucleotides. RefSeq lists its product as uncharacterized. The record is from RefSeq and is a predicted model, not a curated record. NCBI's taxonomy places the organism in Eukaryota, Fungi, Ascomycota, Sordariomycetes, Glomerellales, Glomerellaceae.